AUGGGACACAACGAUAUUGUCGUUCCAGAGCCAGCAAGGCUUCUGCAAGACUUCCUCGACCGGCGAACAUGGGUUCAAUACGUACAGUUUCGAUGGAUUGACUUCUCUGGAGUCUUGAGGGUCCGGGUAGUGACCAAGGAGUACGCCGUUGAAUUGGCGACGCAGGGAACGUUCCUGAAAUCUUCGCCCAUAGCAUUUCGAUGUAUCGUGGACAACGCCCGCGUUCCUGGGGUAGAUUUCACCACGUCCAACGUGUACCAGCCAGAUUGGAAGUCAAUCUGCUCGGCGAGGGGGCGGAAGGGUCAUGCGGCGAAAUAUGCGGCGGUGAUGUGUGAUGUCUCCGAGACGUCUCUUGGCAUGCAAGCACUCAGACAGAAGUGCCCGAGACAGGGGCUAGCCAAUGUUCUUCGAGCUGGCGCAGACAGCUUGGGCCUAGCCUUCCUGGUGGGCUUCGAGAUCGAGCUGAUCAUUAUGCAUCUCUCGCCCGUCAGUGGCGUAUUCGAACCGUACAGCUCGGGCUUUGGACGCUAUUCGUCUCACGGCUUGCGACAUCCGGCCUUUCGGUUGGUGGAGAAAUGCGUGGAGGAGCUGCGUGCGUCUGGGGUCUGCAUUCAAGGCUUUCACACCGAGGGCUUCCGCGGCCAGUAUGAGAUGUCACUGGGCCCGUUACCGCCAAUUGAAGCUGCCGACCAGCUGGUCUUCGUCAACGACAAGAUCAAAAGCAUAGUAUCCGAGCACGGUUAUUACGCCACCAUGUCCCCGAAGCCGGUGGCUGACUGGCAUGCCAAUGGACAGCAUACGCAUGUGUCCGUGUCUCCUAGCGGCUGCGAGGGACAUUUCUUGGCCGGGAUAUUGCGGUGCCUGCGUGGCAUAUGCGCCUUCACCAUGCCGUACGAGGUUUCCUACCAGCGUGUCACGCCCAACGAGGGGGGCAUGGGCGUUUCAUGGGGAUCGGAGAAUAGGGCGGUGCCGGUUCGUCGAGUCGCGGCUGGCCAUUGGGAGAUCCGCUGCGUCGAUGCGACAUCUAACGUCUAUCUGUCUUUGGCCAUCAUCUUGGGUGCUGGGAUUGUGGGUGCCCAGAGGAAGGAGGCCUUGCGUUGGCCCGAUGCGUCCACCGUUUCCCUUUGCGCAGAGGCCCCCGAACCCCUCCCAAAUUCACUGGCAGAUGCGCUCGAAUCGGUCAACGAAGACUUCGCUGCAAUCACGGCGGUGGUCGGGGAUGAUGUGAUCCCCCGGUAUCUGCAGCAUAAGCGACAUGAAAUGACGGUGCUAAAGGCCAUGGAGCCAGAAUAUGUGCGAGGACUGUUGAUCGAAACCUUCUGA
Molecule: messenger RNA, 1323 nt
Organism: Aspergillus campestris IBT 28561
Lineage: Eukaryota; Fungi; Ascomycota; Eurotiomycetes; Eurotiales; Aspergillaceae
Product: glutamine synthetase/guanido kinase
Exons: 1
Coding region: 1-1323 (440 amino acids)
Molecular function (GO): glutamine synthetase activity
Source: RefSeq, a predicted model, not a curated record